GGCGCCAAAGCAGAAAUUUCCUCAUCGCAAUCAAAUUUUGCCUCUUCUGAUGUACGUGCUUGUUUACUGAAUCGGAAACUUGGGCAGUCCAGUGAUCUUGUGGGGCAUAGUAGCGAUAGCGAAAGGAAGGAUGGAAUUCAGGAAGCAAAUGGUGCGCAUGGAGAAACCCGUCGACACUUGACAAAAUCAGCACGGGCAAUUCGACCAGCUCCUGCACCCCCAAUGCCACCAAUUGUCAAGUUGAAACCACCGAUUCCGGCGCCACGACGUUUUCCAUCGGUUACCAGAGAGCCGAAAUCAAGGGACCAUGUGCGAAGAUGUCGAGCUUUGUACGACUGUAGCGCUGAUAAUCCGGAUGAAUUAUCUUUUCAACAAGGCGAUAUAAUUGUUGUUACGAAAGAGAGAAUUGCCGGUGAAGACGAUACAUGGAUGGUGCGUUUUUAUUAA
Gongylonema pulchrum is the source of this 447-nucleotide messenger RNA. NCBI's taxonomy places the organism in Eukaryota, Metazoa, Nematoda, Chromadorea, Rhabditida, Gongylonematidae. The record is from the annotation of a GenBank genome assembly.